CUGGGAGAAGCGGCGCUUCUUUGCCGUGUUCUCGGGUGUGCGAUGCGGAGUGGAGCCGCUCAUCAACCGGUGUCUGCUGCCGCCGCUGCACCUGGGUCCUAAAGCCGAGGAACUCCGACCGCAGCGCCGUUUUAAAAACAACGUUAAAGACAACGUCGACAGCAGUUUGUUAAGAAGCUGCACGACACGGUUUUGUAGUUGUUCUGCAGAGUUCAGUUGGACUGUUCCUGGACCAGUUUCUCCAAGUUCCCUGACUGACUCCCCUCUGGUCAUGCAGCUGGUGAUCCGCCAGUACCGUCCCUCAGACAGGGACGCGGUGCUCGAUCUGUUCAGCGUCGGCAUCCAGGAGCACAUCCACCCGUGUUUUCAAAACAGCAUGACCAGCCCUCACUACCUCACCAUCACCCUGGCUCUGUGCGCUGCUGGCUACCACCUCGGCUCUGUGUUUGGGGCUGUGUUGUUACCAGGACUCUGGAUGGGCCUUGUCUACUAUUGCUGUUAUGAGAUAUAUUCUGGUUACGUCAGGAUGAGGCUCCAGACAGACAUGCGGGACAUCCCUGGGAACUUCCAGAGCAGACCAGAUGACUGUUUCUGGGUGGCUGAGGCUGAGAUUGAUGGGAGGGUGCAGAUUGUGGGUACGGUGGCUGUGCUAGCCAAACAAAGUGGGAAAGAAAGGUACGGAGAACUUCUCAGAAUGAUCAUCUCCCCUGUGUGCAGACGGGUCGGCCUGGGCUGCAGGAUGGCUCAGACUGUGGUUGACUUCUGUAAGGAACGAGGCUUCUCCAAAGUGUCUCUGGAGACCAGCUCCAUCCAGACAUCUGCUGUGGCCCUGUACAAGAAACUGGGGUUCUGCCAUGUCCUGUCGCACAUAAAACCAGAGGCUCACCCGUGGAUUGUAAUGCUGGCUAAUGUCACAGUUUUAAGAAUGGAAAAGCAACUGUAGAGUUCCCUACCACAAAACCUACCCCGGGAAAAUUUGGAAUGAGUAACAAAGCCUUUUCAGAAUUUUUAUACCACUUGUACUGUGUGGAUGAAAACCUAUUAAUUGGUUUCAUAGAUGAUGCUCGUUUAAGUUUAAUGAAUCAAGAUGAACCAUUGUUGAUUAUGUGCUUAUUUUUCAAAAUCUUGUUUCUCGAAUACUGUGAUUUUAUUUCUUAAAUAGACCUGGAAUCACUCCCAAACAAUGCCAGAAAUAGACCCACUCCGAAAGGUUUUUUCCAGUUUGUGUGUAUGAUCCCCUCCAUCCUACAUUGACAUGCACUAAUUACAGCAUUUUAAAGCCCCUGUGCAGCCACACAAGUGUUUUAAAAACCAAUAGAAUGAUGGUGUAACUUCUUCCACCCAAAAAGGUGCAUGAAAACUAAUAAUAAUAACUCUAUUUGUAGAGCACUUAUCUAAACAAAGUUACAAAAUAGUGGUGUCAGAGAGAUGUCCUUUAUAUUGUAAUUUUAUUCUUAAAUUUGUGACUAACAAUAAAGGGGGUUUCAGGUUUGCUUUCAUCUGUUACCUAAAUGCAAAACGUAAAUUUUAGCAAAAAGGUAAAUACAGACUCUUGAGUUUACAGACAACGCUGUUGAUUGUGAAUGAUUAACAACAGAGGGCGCUAUUUAUCUAAAUACCAGUGAGAAGUUUCUCUGUAAAUCAAUAUCUUCAGUACAAUAUCUGCAGUUCUGCAUUCACAGAUUUUCAGAUGAUCACACAUGUUCAUGGGAUUAUGAGGUCAAAUAUCUGUAACAUGCACUUGAAUAUACCUAAUUAUGAAGACAAAUAGAGUACUGUACUCAGGUGCUAGUAUGUUAGGUUUAUUAGAAAAAGAAACUGCAAUAAGUAUGGGGGUUGUGCAGUUCUUUAUAGACACACGUGUGAUUUUGUUGUAAUUUUUAAGAAUCAUACUGUUAAAAGUUUUGGACUUUUCUGUUGUAACUGUUGUUGUCUGUUUUGCUUUUGUCUUUAUUCUGGUGUCAGGUUUGUGGAGCUCAUUGAAUAAGUUUGUGUGUAUGUAUGUUUGAGUCUGUUAUUUGUUUUCAUCAUUGUUUUUUUCAUUGUACAUUUUUUUUGUCUUAACAUUGCAUCGUUAUAUAGAUCCUCUUUUAUUCUCUUCUUAUAUGUAAAACUGUUGGUAGAG
Messenger RNA from Paralichthys olivaceus (Japanese flounder), 2125 nucleotides. RefSeq names its product N-acetyltransferase 8-like 2 (gene nat8l2). Gene Ontology annotation, molecular function: N-acetyltransferase activity. The record is from RefSeq and is a predicted model, not a curated record. NCBI's taxonomy places the organism in Eukaryota, Metazoa, Chordata, Actinopteri, Pleuronectiformes, Paralichthyidae.